Vicia villosa (hairy vetch) is the source of this 3938-nucleotide messenger RNA. RefSeq names its product kinesin-like protein KIN-4A. The record is from RefSeq and is a predicted model, not a curated record. Gene Ontology annotation, molecular function: microtubule binding; microtubule motor activity; ATP binding. NCBI's taxonomy places the organism in Eukaryota, Viridiplantae, Streptophyta, Magnoliopsida, Fabales, Fabaceae. The coding region runs from base 306 to 3413 and encodes 1035 amino acids. The transcript has 26 exons. Gene Ontology annotation, biological process: microtubule-based movement; mitotic spindle organization.
UCCGCUACUCUUCAAUUCUAUCAAAACCUCACUAUUAUUUUUUGUUUUUGUUUCUUCCUCUCUUCUUCAUUUUCUUUCAACAACCACCACACUCUCUUUCUCUCUCUCUCUUGCUGUUAAAUCCACCUUCCCCUUUCUCUCUCUUCUUAUUAUUCUCUUUGUUUUGUUUGCUGCUGCAUCGUUUUCGUUAAUUCUAAUUCUAACUGUUCAUUCACUCUAAUUCCAAUUCUAAUUCUGUUUCUGUUUCUUAACCACUUUCUUCUUCUCCCAUACAUUCUUAUUCUGUUUUCUUUCCUUUUUAUCCGAUGGAACCAUCAUCGGAGAAUUGUUCCGUUAAAGUUGCUGUUCACAUUCGUCCUCUCAUUGCCGAUGAACAACAACAAGGUUGCACUCAAUGUGUUUCUGUUAACCCUGGAAAGCCUCAGGUUCAAAUAGGGUCUCAUUCCUUUACAUUUGAUCAUGUUUAUGGAAAUGGUGGAUCUCCUUCCUCUGAAAUGUUUAAGGAAUGCGUUGCUCCAUUGGUUGAUGGCUUAUUUCAAGGAUACAAUGCUACUGUGCUUGCUUAUGGUCAGACAGGAUCCGGAAAAACGUAUACCAUGGGAACCGCCUGCAAUGACAAUACUGGGAUUGGAUUGAUUCCUCAGGUUAUGAAUGCCUUGUUUAAAAAGAUUGAAACUCUAAAGCAUCAAACGGAAUUUCAGUUGCAUGUUUCCUUCAUUGAGAUUUUGAAGGAAGAGGUAAGGGACUUGUUGGACAUGGUAUCAAUGGGAAAAUCAGAUCACUCUAGCUCUAAUGGGCAUUCUGGAAAAGUAACUAUUCCUGGGAAACCACCAAUACAAAUUCGCGAAUCAUCAAGUGGAGUAAUAACACUGGCAGGGUCAACUGAAGUUUCUGUAAGUACAUUACAGGAGAUGGCUGCUUAUUUGUAUCAGGGUUCAUUAAAUAGAGCAACAGGAAGUACAAACAUGAAUAACCAAUCCAGUCGAUCACAUGCCAUCUUCACAAUCACGUUAGAACAGAUGCGCAAACUCCAUUCAUUUUCUUCCAGCCAUGACACUUCGGAUGAGGAUAUGGGCGAAGAAUACCUUUCAGCAAAACUCCAUUUGGUAGAUCUAGCUGGAUCAGAGCGAGCUAAAAGAACUGGUUCUGAUGGUCUUCGUUUAAAAGAAGGUAUACACAUCAAUAGAGGUCUUCUUGCACUUGGUAAUGUCAUAAGUGCACUGGGGGAUGAGAAAAAGCGAAAGGAGGGUGUACAUGUCCCUUAUCGCGAUAGCAAACUCACUCGACUGUUACAGGAUUCACUUGGAGGAAACAGCAAAACUGUCAUGAUAGCUUGCAUUAGCCCUGCUGACAUCAAUACCGAGGAAACUCUUAAUACUCUUAAGUAUGCAAACCGUGCACGUAACAUUCAAAAUAAGCCUGUUGCUAAUCGAGAUUUAAUAUCCAACGAGAUGCAGCAAAUGCGCCAGCAGUUAAAGUACUUGCAGGCUGAGCUCUGUUCUCGAGGAGGAGGUUCAGUUGAUGAAGUGCAGGUUCUUAGAGAAAAGAUUGCUUGGCUUGAGGAAACUAACGAGGAACUCUGUCGAGAACUUCAUAAAUAUCGCAGUAGAUCUUCUUUAGCAGAAAGAUGUGAUAUUCACGAAACAGUUGGAAAUAUUUAUCUCAUGAAAAAUAACGGGCUUGAGAGGCGCUUUACAAGCUCAGAGUUAUCAGACCAUCUAGUGGCUGGAAGCAUGUCAGGCGAGGAUUUAAAGGAAGCUGAUGAAGUAGAAAAAGAAUUGGAGCAUACACUACUGCUAAAUACCAUGGAUAAAGAGAUGCACGAGUUAAAUAAGCAAUUGGAGCAGAAAGAGACGGAGAUGAAGCUUGUGGGAGUUGAUACUGAAGCACUCAGGCAGCACUUUGGAAAGAAAAUGAUGGAACUCGAGGAAGAGAAAAGAAAAGUACAGCAAGAAAGGGAUCGGUUAUUGCAUGAAGUAGAGAAUCUUGCAGUUAAUUCAAAUGGACAGGCACAUAAACCACAUGAUGUUCGUGGCCAAAAAUUGAAAGCAUUGGAAGCACAGAUUUUAGAGCUCAAGAAGAAACAAGAAAACCAGGUGCAGCUACUAAAGCAAAAGGAAAAGAGUGAAGAAGCUGCCAAAAGACUGCAAGCUGAGAUACAGUAUAUCAAGGCUCAAAAGGUUCAGUUGCAGCAUAAAAUAAAACAAGAGGCAGAACAAUUUCGACAAUGGAAAGCUUCCCGUGAAAAGGAGUUACUCCAGUUAAAAAAGGAGGGAAGAAGGAAUGAAUAUGAAAGGCAUAAACUUCAGGCUCUAAACCAGCGCCAGAAAAUGGUUCUUCAUAGAAAGACAGAGGAAGCAACAAUGGCUACCAAGAGGCUAAAGGAAUUGUUGGAAGCUCGCAAAUCUUCUUCGCGUGACCACUCUGUGUAUUCAAAUGGACAUCUACAGCCUGGGCAGAUCAAUGAAAAAUCCCUCCAGAGGUGGCUUGACCAGGAACUGGAGGUAAUGGUACAUGUGCAUGAAGUCCGUGCUGAAUUUGAUGAACAAAACAAAGUUCAUGCUGCACUGGAAGGAGAAUUGGCUUUUCUCAAACAAGCGGUUCAGUUUUCAGAUAGGCAGAGUAUCCCCACAGGAAACAGUCGAUAUUCAAGACUGUUAUCCAUGUCACCAGAUGCAAAAGCUGCGAGAAUAACUUCUCUUGAGAACAUGCUGGGCGCGUCUUCAGCGGCUUUGAAAGCCAUGACUUCACAGCUUACCGAGGCAGAAGAAAGGGAACGUGCAUUAAAUAACCGUGGACGUUGGAAUCAGUUACGCUCAAUGGGAGAGGCAAAAAAUCAUGUGCUUCCGUAUUUGUUCAAUGCUACCGCAGAAGCAAGGUGCCAAUUGUGGGAAAAGAAUAUAGAACUGAAGGACUUAAAAGAGCAACUUAAUGAGCUUGUAACACUACUACAGCAAAGUGAAGCACAGAGAAAGGAACUUGAAAAAGAGAAAGCAAUUGGUGAACAAGCAGUUGCCAUCACAUUGCAUACACCGCCGUCGGAAAACUCACGGUCCUUGAAACACCUUGCGGAUGAAAUGAGUGGUCCGUUGUCCCCAAUGUCGCUUCCUGCGCCAAAACAACUCAAAUUCACCCCUGGAGUUGUUAAUGGGUCAGUGAGGGAGUCAGUUACAUUUGUAGAUGACGGGCGGAAGAUGAUACCUAUUGGAGAGUUGUCAAUGAAGAGACUAGCAGCUAUAGGACAAGCCGGAAAACUUUGGAAGUGGAAGAGAAGUCAUCAUCAAUGGUUGCUACAGUUUAAAUGGAAAUGGCAAAAGCCUUGGAAACUCUCAGAAUUGAUCAAACACAGUGAUGAAACAAUCAUGAAGUCAAGGCCUCGGCCUCAAGCACAAGCUUUGAUUAAUGCGGUGUGAUGUUGAGCUCAUAUAAAGGGGUAUUAGUAUCUCUUUGAAUACUGACCACUGUUUUCAACAUGGCUUGACAAGAGUACGGAUAAUUACAGGCAUGAUGUAAAUUGCACGAGUUUCCUGAAAUUCGUCAGGGAAAUUUUGCUGAGAUACAAUUUGGCUACUGGAGAAAGCUGUCUUGGCUCUAUAGGUUGUACACACAAUAGGCGUAUCCUGACAUUGACAAUAUCAGAGGAAAGAAUUGGUUUUAGAAGGUUGAAAGAGAAAAUGUUGCACUCUUGCAUAUAUUAGAACACAUAGAUCCAACGAAGCUGUUCAGUGUUAGUUAUGUAGUUUUCUUUUAAACAAAUUUUGUAAGAUGUGAUCAGCAUAGCGUGAGAGUGUUAUUGAGUUCUUGUACAGAUGAAGUGUUUCCCAAAAUAAUUGUGCAUUAUGAUAUUAGUUGAUUUUCUUCAUAAUCAAUGUUUCUGUUGAAUGUAUAUUGAGAUCACCAACUCUAAAUCUGGUAACCAUUGAGUGGUUGAACUAAAA